GGGAAUUUACCAAAUUGCUCAGAACAUGUCAAAGGUUCACAUGUGCGAGCGUUGCUAUCGAAUUCCUCGCGACGUCCGUCGCCAACUAAUAGUCCUCCGAAGCGAUUGCCGCCGGGCGAUUGGUGGAAAGGAGUACUGGUCGGAAAACAUCCGUGCCCUGGGCGUCUAUGUCGACGAAGGCAUCCUACGCGUCAAGAAAGCUCCCAAAGAAGAAUCAAAGGAGGAAUCUAAGGAAGAAUCCAAGGACGAGGCAAAGGAUGAGCCAAUGGAGGAAUCUAAGGAAGAAUCGAAGGGCGAGGUAAAGGAUGAGCCAAUGGAGGAAUCCAAGGAUGAGGCAAAGGAUGAGCCAAUGGAGGAAUCUGAAAAAGCUUGCAAGGAACAAUCCAAGGACGACGAUAAGAAGGGAACCGAGGACGAAUCAAAUAAGGAAUCAAAGAUUAAGUCGGAACCGAAGGAUGACUCAAUGGGAGAAGCCGACGAAGACGACAAGAAGGAAGACAAAGAUGAAGCAACAGAGAAAUCAAAAGAGGAAUCCAAGGAUGCAGUAACCAACGACCGAGAUAAGAAGGACGAUGCAGCCUCGAAAGAAAAAGAGACAGACAAUGCGAAAAAAGGAGCAAUGGAAGUUGAAGCUGCAGAGAAAGGGGAUGACAAAGAGACGAAGGAAACACAGGACGGAGCAACUCCUGUGAAUGAUGACGAGGAAGAAACGGAAAAACUGACUUCGAAAGGCGAUGCCGCGGAUGCGGAAGAGGACCACAAGGACUCUGAAGAAAAAUCAGUAGGAGGCGGGGUGGGCGAAAAGGAUGAACAGAAAAGUCCCACAAAAGAGAAAGAGGACGAGAAGAAGACAAAUGAAAAUGUUAUGGAAGCGGACAAGAAUGAAGACUCCAAAAAACAGGAGAAUGACGAAGACGAGGAGGAGGGAACGACAGAAAAAGACACGAAAGAAAGCAAGAAUGAUGAUCAGGACAAAAGCUCAGUCACAGUCCACAUCUGAUGGUCGGUUUGAGGACUGUUGUGAUCCAUUGUGUAACGGAACACUUCAGCAGCAGAUACUAGACUCGAACGAAGAUUGAGUAUACAAUCUAUCUACUGUGUGUAUGCAUACUAUAUAUUAUAUUUCUACUCAAUGAAAAAAAGUCUUUUCUCGUGAGGGAGAAAAAUCGGAUCAAUCAUAAAAAAUGCUUUCUUUCUGACGAAGUUGUUGGCAUCCUUGGCGGAUGGCUCAGCUUGAUGUUCGAGGCUUUACUCGAACCUGAAACGAUGACCAUUUCUUGUUUUUCAGUCACUCGGAAGAAAAAUUAAGCUAAAAAUCUACG
This is a messenger RNA of Pseudo-nitzschia multistriata, 1322 nucleotides long. The record is from the annotation of a GenBank genome assembly. Lineage: Eukaryota; Bacillariophyta; Bacillariophyceae; Bacillariales; Bacillariaceae.